AUGAUCAAGACCGGCCUCAACCUCCUCCCCUUCGCCACCAGCAAACUCCUCGCCGCCGCCGCCCUCCUCGACGCCCCCUACGCGCGCUCCAUCUUCGACCGCAUCCACACCCCCAACCUCUUCAACUACAACACCGUCCUCCGAGCCUACUCCAUUGCCCCCAACCCAGCCGUACAGGAAGCCCUGCCUCUAUUCAAGUCCGUCAAAGCCCAGGGGAUCCCUUUGGACCAGUUCUCCUUUAUCUCCACCCUUAAGAUAUGUGCCCGUUGUUUAGCCCUUGAGACCGGCCGGCAACUCCAUGGGUCCAUCCUUAGGUCUGGAUUCCAGCUUUACCUCACCGUAAGGAACAUCCUUAUCCAUUUCUACUGCGCUUGUGGCGGGCUAACCGGGGCUCAUCAGUUGUUCGAUGAAAUGCCUCAGAGAAGAGAUGCAGUCUCCUGGAGUGCGCUCAUUGGCGGGUAUCUCCAGAUAUCGCAGCCCGGAAAGGUGAUGGGUUUGUUCAGGGAAAUGCACGUCAGUGGUUAUGAUAUCAAUGCUGCUUCUAUUGUUAGUGCUCUUUCCGCCUCCUCCGAUGCCUGCGGUCGCGGAGGUGGAUUGCUGCAUGGGUAUUGCAUGAAGGUUGGGCUUUGUUCGGACUUGAAUGUGGCAACGGCAAUAGUGACGAUGUACGCGAGAACUGGAUGCAUGGGUGCCGCGAGACAGGUCUUUGACGUGAUACCGAGAAGGGAUUUGGUUCUGUACAACUGCAUGGUGGAUGGGUAUGCUAAAGGAGGACUUGUCGAUGAAUCCUUGGCUUUGGUCCACCAGAUGAAGUAUGAAGGAGUGAGGCCGGAUGCAGCAACCUUCGUAGGAUUGCUUUCAGCUUGUGCCUCCUCUGGAGGUCUGGCAAUAGGCCGGCACAUCCAUGAGCAUGUCCAAGAGGAGCGUCUGGAGCUGGAUGCCACUCUUGGAACUGCGUUUGUGGAUAUGUAUUCGAAAUGUGGAUGCCUUGACAAGGCAACUGAAAUUUUUGAUAGGAUGCGAGAUAGAGACGUGAAAGCAUGGACAAGCAUGAUCUUGGGUUUUGGAGUUAAUGGCCGGACAGCUGCUGCUCUCCAGCUCUUCUAUGAGAUGGAAGAGAAAGGAGUGAAGCCAAAUGAAGUCACCUUCUUGGUAGUUCUGAGUGCUUGUAGUCAUGGAGGACUGGUGGAGGCAGGGAAGGAAUUGUUCGAGAGAAUGGUUCAAGAGUAUGGGUUAUCUCCAAGGAUGGAGCACUAUGGAUGUAUGGUUGAUCUCUUGGGCAGGGCAGGGUUGUUGGACGAGGCAUACGAGCUUAUAAAGAGCCUUCCUUUGAAAGAGGAUGCAGUAGCAUGGAGAGCUUUACUUGCGGCAUGCAAAAUCCAUGGAAAUAUCGAGCUUGGAGAAAUGGCACAACAGGCUUUGGUACCACUCUGCGAUGAGCAACUGACAGGCUCGAUCCUUCUAUCCAGCACCUAUGCCCUUGCAGGGCGGUGGGUAGAUGUAGCACGAAUGAGGGAUUUAGAGGGAGAGAAGAUGAUGGACAAGAAGGAACCUGGAUGCAGCAUAAUUGAGAUAGGUGGUUAG
This is a messenger RNA of Phoenix dactylifera (date palm), 1584 nucleotides long. RefSeq names its product Pentatricopeptide repeat (PPR) superfamily protein. Gene Ontology annotation, biological process: RNA modification. NCBI's taxonomy places the organism in Eukaryota, Viridiplantae, Streptophyta, Magnoliopsida, Arecales, Arecaceae. Gene Ontology annotation, molecular function: protein binding; RNA binding. The record is from RefSeq and is a predicted model, not a curated record.